This is a messenger RNA of Morus notabilis, 1449 nucleotides long. RefSeq names its product transcription factor bHLH79. Bases 204 to 1004 code for a protein of 266 amino acids. Lineage: Eukaryota; Viridiplantae; Streptophyta; Magnoliopsida; Rosales; Moraceae. Gene Ontology annotation, biological process: regulation of DNA-templated transcription. Gene Ontology annotation, cellular component: nucleus. The record is from RefSeq and is a predicted model, not a curated record. Gene Ontology annotation, molecular function: protein dimerization activity; DNA-binding transcription factor activity. The transcript is spliced from 6 exons.
CAUUAAUGCUCUCUAUCUCUCUCCACGUCCAUUAAUGCUCUCUAUCUCUCUCCACCCGUCUCAUUCUCAUGAAAAAGACCCAGUUUCUCACUCUUCUAAUCACUCCUUAAAUACCCAUCCACACUCCCACAAAAAUCGCAAGCUCAAACUUGUGUCCGAAUUCUGAAGAACUUCAAGUGCUGAGAAGAAACAACGGGGAAAAAAUGGAUCAUCCACUAUUCAGCGAGUCGUCUUUCUCGGCGGCGAACCCAUCCGCCUAUAGCUUGGCGGAGAUUUGGUCGGGGCCCCGAAUGGGGAACAUGGGCCAGAACCCGGGUGGGUUCGGAGAGAGCUCCGCGAAUCGAGACGGGUCGAUGGAGGAAUCGACGGUCACCGAGCAGAGCGGUGGCGGCGGCGGAAGGAAGAGAAGAGAUGUCAGCUCCGAGGACGAGUCCUCCAAGUUGGUCUCAACUAGUAGUGCCAAUGAUUUGAAUAAUACAAAUGGUAAAAGAACAAAAUUGGUAGGAUCAAAAUAUGAAAAUGGCGGUCCGAAAGCUGAAGCGGAAGCUAGUUCAGUGGGCGGUGACAAGCCAGCUGAAAAAGAAAUGAAACCUUCCGAGCCGCCUAAACAAGAUUAUAUUCACGUCAGAGCGAGACGGGGCCAAGCCACCGAUAGUCACAGUCUGGCUGAGAGAGCAAGAAGAGAAAAAAUUAGUGAGAGGAUGAAACUUCUACAAGAUUUGGUUCCUGGAUGUAACAAGGUUAUUGGCAAAGCACUUGUCCUUGAUGAGAUAAUUAAUUACAUCCAAUCGCUGCAGCACCAAGUUGAGUUCUUGUCAAUGAAGCUUGAAGCGGUAAAUUCAAGAAUGAAUUUGAAUCCGACCAUUGAAGGCUUUCCAUCAAAAGAUGCAUUUGAUGCUACAGGACUGUUAUUUGGCUCACAAGCACCCCGGGAUUUCGUUCAAGGCUCGCAUCAGGAAUGGCUGCACAUGCAGGUUGGUGAUAGUAUCGAAAGACCAACAUAGUUCGGGGUACCAUUCUUGAUUUCGUCUUCCUUAAAUUUGUAGGAACUUGUUCUUUAAUGAUUCUCUGUAUCAUCUAAUGCUGAAAUGUGUUUUUUAUUUCUCAAUGUAUCACCAUUCUUAUGAUUUUAAUACAAUAGAAAGUAGAGUUCAUCUAAUCUCUAUGCGUGUAUCAUCUGACUGGAUACUCUGUACUCGUUGUAUUUGUACCUAUAUAAAAAUCUGUUCAAACUUUCAAACUGUGCUAACGAGAGGAGGAUUGUGCUGUCUAUUGUUUCUCCCUUCUUCAUUAUGUUUUACUUUUCAUAUAUACACAUAUCUAUACAACAUAUAUCUAUAGCUGUUUUUGGCUUUCUAAGUCCAAAAGUUGCUUCUAGAAGUAUUUGGAUGAUCUGUCAGAAGUACUUUGACUUUUCAGAAGAGUUUUCAGUCAAAAUCAGAAAUUGUG